Molecule: messenger RNA, 1040 nt
Organism: Elephantulus edwardii (Cape elephant shrew)
Lineage: Eukaryota; Metazoa; Chordata; Mammalia; Macroscelidea; Macroscelididae
Product: cytoplasmic tRNA 2-thiolation protein 1-like
Exons: 2
Coding region: 1-1035 (344 amino acids)
Biological process (GO): tRNA wobble position uridine thiolation
Cellular component (GO): cytosolic tRNA wobble base thiouridylase complex; mitochondrion
Molecular function (GO): tRNA binding
Source: RefSeq, a predicted model, not a curated record
AUGCCAGCCCCGCCGUGCGCCUCCUGCCACCAGGCGCGCGCUGCCCUCCGCCGCCCGCGGUCCGGACAGGCGCUGUGCGGCUCCUGCUUCUGCACCGCCUUCGAGGCCGAGGUGCUGCACACGGUGCAGGCCGGCCGCCUGCUGCCCCCCGGGGCCGUGGUGGCCGUGGGCGCCUCGGGAGGCAAGGACUCCACGGUGCUGGCGCACGUGCUGCGGGAGCUGGCGCCGCGCCUGCGCAUCACGCUGCAGCUGGUGGCCGUGGACGAGGGCAUCAGCGGCUACAGGGACGCGGCGCUGGCGGCCGUGCGGCGGCAGGCGGCGCGCUGGGAGCUCCCGCUCACCGUCGUGGCCUACGAGGACCUCUUCGGGGGCUGGACGAUGGACAGCGUGGCGCGCAGCACCGCCGGCUCGGGCCGCAGCCGCGCCUGCUGCACCUUCUGCGGGGUCCUGCGGCGCCGGGCGCUGGAGGAAGGCGCGCGCCGCGUGGGGGCCACACACAUCGUGACCGGCCACAAUGCCGACGACGUGGCGGAGACGGUGCUCAUGAACUUCCUGCGCGGUGACACAGGGCGGCUGGCACGCUGCGGGGGCCUGGGCUCGGCUGGCGAGGGGGGCGCACUGCCCCGCUGCAGACCCCUGCAGCUGGCCUCGCAGAAGGAGGUGGUGCUGUACGCGCACUUCCGCCGCCUGGACUACUUCUCCGAGGAGUGUGUGUACGCGCCCGAGGCUUUCCGAGGCUAUGCUCGCGACCUGCUCAAGCAGCUGGAGGUGGUGCGGCCAUCGGUGGUGCUGGACCUCGUGCACUCGGCCGAGCACCUGGCCCUGGCCCCAACUGCGCAGCCCGCACCCCCGGGCGCCUGCACCCGCUGCGGGGCACUGGCCAGCCGCACGCUCUGCCAGGUCUGCACGCUGCUCGAUGGACUGGACCGUGGCCGGCCGCGCCUGGCCAUCGGCAAGGGACGCAGGGGGCUGGACGAAGCGCCGCUGCAGACUAGGGCCGGCCCUGCUCUGUCCAAGGCCCUUCCUGCCUUCUAGCCUCU